AUGGCUCAUUAUUCGGGUUCUCUCGGGGCGUUUGAACAGUUUCGAGAUGCAUUCGGUCUGGAAAGUAUGAUGAGUGUAGAAGACGUCAGACAAAGCCUACAACAUCAAAAGCAGCUGAUGGAUAUCGAGGGAUCCAGGCAAUACGUAGAACAAUUCAUAAAGAAAUGCGAGAGUCGUGACCCAAACUCGAUCAAACCUCUUCGGAAACGCGUUGAUGCAUUGAUGAACGAAUCGGAAAAAAUGACGCUAAUGAUGGAUUUUCUCGUUAGAUGUCGUCAAGCACAUAUUUUCAGGACCCCACUCGAUGAUUCUAGAUCCGUUAGCAAUAUGUCCACAAAUUCAACAGCAACACCAACAGCGUCAAUUCAAUCGUCGCCAUUCCAACGAAGAUCGGCUAGCCGGGGACGGGUUUUGAGCACUCUAACCGGAGAUCAUGCCACUCCGAACCUCAACGAAAGCAUUACUUCCCGUUCUCGUGCCAAUUCAUCUUUUACUUCGUACGAUCAGAGAGCGCUUGGAAUUGAAAGACAGUUAGCUGGUUCCCAACGGCCACGUAGUCCAUACAGAAUGGGUGGUCUUUCUGGAAUACCAACAACACGGGUGUCUCCUCUCACUGCCAGCAAUCAGCUAUUUUCAGCAGAAUAUCCUUACGAUGAUGAUGAUCCAAUUAUUGACGCCUCCAACACCGCCUUCAACACUCCCUCCCCACACCAUCUACAAGGAAAUCAGGCGACGUCACGUCUUCUACGCGAAGACUCUCCUAACUCGAAUCAACGAUACACUCGAAGCAGUUCAAAUACCCAGCAACAAGUUUUCCGUCAAACGCCUAGAAGGUCUUCCAACCCCCAUCAGAAUUCUGUGACAUCGUCUGUGAGGGCUCAGUUGAAUCAGUUGUCGAAUACGCCAAUACACGCGAGACUUGGAAAUGCAAAGACUGAAACUGAAUCGACAGUUUGCGAAUGUCUCCUUUUUGCACUUAUUGGUAUUGAAUCACGCCUCUUCCGACCGAUUCAUCGCAAAAUGACAAUCACAUCGACAGCGUCUAUUUCAACGACCCAUCUCGCUGUAUGUCAUCGUGUCCUGUCGAUCGCUAAUCUUUAUCUUCUUCUAUCUCAUAAAGAAUCUCAUGCCACCGGUGAACAUCAUGUCACGAAUGCUCUUCUGGCGUCGAUUCGAAAUAUUCUUGGAGAGUAUAUUGGGGAUAUGGAUGAAAUGAGAAGAAUCAAAGAUCUUAAAUUCCAUCACUGUCUACCGCUAAUUGAAAAGUGGCAAUAUAGGAUGACUAUUCUGUUGAUGGCUUAUAAGGCGAGAAACUUGCCUCAAUUGGAACUUCUUGAAUCGAUGUUCAUACUCCAUUCUUCUCAUAGCUUCGAAGACGAUCGCAAAUUUAUUUUGGAUAAACUUCUAGAUUACACAUUAGGCGUUUUUUGUUAUCAGAUGAUGGAAUGGAUGACAACUGGCGAGUGGAUGAUAGCUAAAGACGAUGCAACUGGAGAGGUUUCCCUUCGGAAAGUUCCAAUUUUUAUGACUGAAACCGAUGCGAGAAUUCUUCUCGAAAUUGGAAAAUCCCUUCCCCACGUUGGUUCCGCUUCUGAUGACGAUCUGGAAUCAAUUGACAAGGCAACUACUGUAGUCCGAGCUGCUCUUUCUCCGGAAUUGAUUUUCAAAGAAGAGCUCACGCCGGUCUUGAAAAUUCUAAGAGACGUUGUAUGUGGAAUUGUGAUGAGAAUGGUUCUAACCACAGGUCGACUCAAGGAGCACAUUCACAAAGCAACGUCAUUCUUCUUUUUAUCGGAUCCCAGAUUCACCAUCACACUUUAUACUAUAAUUAAAGAAGCCUCCAUGGGUCUGCGUGUGGGAAGCGCGUCUCUAAGUCGUCAAACAGUAUCAAGUGCCCUGGCAGCUGCACUCGAAGCGACUACAGUAACCCAGACGGUGGAGAAUAAGAAGAAACAAAAGUUGAAGUUUACUUUGGAUUCUAUCACUUCCCUUGGUUCAACCCCGAACGUCUCUUCAAAAAUGCAAUUUGUGCAACCUCUGUCCCCACACUACGAACCCCAGAUGCCCCUAAUGAAACCUAUAUUCGCUGCGUGUGACGAUGCCUAUGAAUCCAUUUUCCACGUCAUCUGGGCUAUCGAUCUUGCAAGAUGCUCUUCACAGGAGACGUUGUCUGAAAAUUUGCCAGGAAUCAUGAGAUUCCUGGUGAAGAAUUAUUCGUUGCGAGAGAAUGCCACGUGUCUUGUGAAUAUGAUUGCUCAUAUUUUCUCGGUCGUCAAUGCCUCUCUUCUACGAUUAAGAUCCCUAAUUUCUGUGCAAUUAAAGCAACAGUUAGCUCGCUUUUUGGCGGCUCUUGAUGAGAAAUGCAUCGAUGUGGAUGACGUCAUCAAGGAGCAUGUGAAAUUCGUUCGAAGAGUCUCUGUCGUUGUCUUUGUCAGAAAUAAUGAGAAAAUUGAACACGAGCUAGCCAACUUGCUCCGUGUCUCGUUUGAAGCUCAAGAGUUUGCCGAGGAAUUCAGUUUCACGUGGCACGACGUCAUCGAAGCGACAACUGCUGAUGAUAAUGUUAGGAAAGCGAGAAUUGCAGAGAUUUGUCAGAGAAGGACAAUUGGGGCGAGGGUACUUCUAGAGACGGUCAAUAAAUGUCAAAAAAAUCUGAACGAACUUCUGGACGAACUAAUAAUGUAUGGUAACGAUGCGCUUCUGGAGUGA
This is a messenger RNA of Caenorhabditis briggsae, 2709 nucleotides long. It is a transcript of the gene Cbr-gip-1, whose product is annotated as Protein CBR-GIP-1. Gene Ontology annotation, cellular component: centrosome; gamma-tubulin small complex; spindle pole. The transcript is spliced from 13 exons. Gene Ontology annotation, molecular function: gamma-tubulin binding; microtubule minus-end binding. The record is from RefSeq and is a predicted model, not a curated record. Lineage: Eukaryota; Metazoa; Nematoda; Chromadorea; Rhabditida; Rhabditidae. Gene Ontology annotation, biological process: mitotic cell cycle; spindle assembly; cytoplasmic microtubule organization. Bases 1 to 2709 code for a protein of 902 amino acids.